Uranotaenia lowii is the source of this 10569-nucleotide messenger RNA. RefSeq names its product hemicentin-1-like. Gene Ontology annotation, biological process: cell-cell adhesion. Bases 1088 to 5089 code for a protein of 1333 amino acids. The transcript has 9 exons. Gene Ontology annotation, molecular function: cell adhesion molecule binding. Gene Ontology annotation, cellular component: cell-cell junction. Lineage: Eukaryota; Metazoa; Arthropoda; Insecta; Diptera; Culicidae. The record is from RefSeq and is a predicted model, not a curated record.
AGUCAGUUUGUAGUUCGGCUUUGCGCCGGGACGGUCGUGUCGGUUUUUCACUGCGUCGUUGCUACGCUUGCCAGUGUUUGCAAUACGUUCGUCGCCUGCUGGGAUUUGUACGUCGUUCGCGUCUCGUCGAUACUUGGGGUUUAUUCUUCGAUCUGGUGGUCGCACGUGAUUUGGCGUUUGGCGGGACUGGCGGACGGGUUUCUUCUCCGGAUUUUUUUCUUCGGUUCAUUGUAGUGCAUGGUGCGGUGUUCUGUUUUGGCUCCGUGCUCCGUUUGAGCUGGGCCUUAAUGGGUGAUCAUUUUUCCCACCGCUCCACCGCCGCACCCCGAUAGAGUGCGCGAACGUUGUUGGCCGGGGCCGCAAUCUUCAUCAAUUUUGUAGUCUCAUCUUCAUUUCGGGAAUCUACGUUCUUUUUUGGGAUAAAUGUGUAUCGGGAACAUCGGUGCAGAGCCGCGCGGGUAUCUGGUGGCGUUGAGGUGCUUGGAUUGAUUCCCCCGAAGCCGGAAAGCCGUAUGUGCGUGUAGUUUUUGGGUAAAUAUUUUGGUUCAGCAUCUCCAUUAGAGUGAGCAGCGCUCGCGGGGUCUUUAAGAAUAAUUGCCGGGUACUGUCGGAUUGAGGAAGCUGGCCAAUUGGAAACCGGCUGAAAGCGUUCAUCAAUGAAUUAGAAGAUACUCUACCGAUGAGUUCGAAUCGAUAAACGAGUUCUGAGAAGAGAAUCAAAAUAUCAAAAUCAGUGAAUUUGGGUGCAGGUUUAGGAGAUAUCUAUUGGUAAAACCCCCUUGAGGUAGUAAUUUGCUAAGAAAUUGUGAAGCCUGGUGCAUUAGAAGAUUUCUCCAGAUAUACAUAAAAAUUAAGCAGUGCAAAUCCGGAUGCAGAAAGAAGUAAAAUACGUAACCAAGUUGAAAAGACCCCGCCAAAUUGAUGAGGUCGUUAUAGUGAUAAGUGAAAAGCGUUAAACCAAAUUUAGAUUUUAAACCUACCGAUGUAGAAAAUGUAUGAAGUGUAAAAGAUUCAAUUUCGUAUAGUGGUUUCAAGGAUACUUAAACAGGUGACUUUCAUCAUCCUGGCGUUUUUUGAACGAGUCGACAUGAUUUCGUCAACACUAAAAGUGCACACACUGCUGCUGCUGCUGGUGGUAACGCUAGCAUGGGGCGGCGAUCUAGUUCGGGCAGAUGAGAACCUGGACACCCGGGAAGGGGAAACGCUAACGCUGAAGUGCCGAUUCAGCGAGCAGCAAUCGUCGAGCGAUUUCACGUACUACUGGGCCCGGUGGUCGACGCACAAGUUCGACAAUGUCGCCAUCAACAACGUGCAGCUGAACACCAACUACAGAAUCGACUUCCGGCCCGAGAAAGGUGUCUACGACCUGCACAUCUCCAACACUUCAUACAGCCGGGAUAACGGACGGUUCGAAUGCCGGAUAAAGGCCAGCGGAACCGGUGCCGAUGUACACCAAGAGUACUAUAAUCUGACUGUGUUGACGCCCCCGCAGCCACCUCUGGUAGCGCCCGGGUCAAUUGCUGUCGCCACUGAAGACAAGAAGCUAGAUCUGACCUGCAGCAGCAUCGGCGGCUCACCGGAUCCAACGAUAACAUGGUAUCGUGUGGGUUCCAACACGCCCGAACAGGCCCCGAUAAAUAGGGGUCUCUCGAAAGAUAAACCCACAACUAGUACGGUUUCGGUUACUCCCAGACGGGAAGAUGACGGAGCCAAGUACCGGUGUGUGGUGUGGAACAGAGCCAUGCCCGAGGGCCAUCGUCUGGAGACGAUUGUGACGCUAUCCGUAAACUACUACCCCCGAGUUAGAAUAGGACCGGAGAACCCUCUCCGGAUAGAACGGGACACCACGGCCAAGCUCGAGUGUGCCGUAGAUGCAAAACCAAAUGUCCCCAAUGUGCGGUGGACGCGAAACGGGCGAUUUGUCAGCUCCACUCGGACCCACGUGAUCCAGCGGGUUUCAGUCCAAGAUGCUGGCGAAUACGGCUGCUCGGCUGAUAAUGGUCUGGGAAAAGUUGGAGAGCAAAUUAUUAAUUUGGAUGUGCUCUACGCUCCAGUGGUAGUUAUUGAAUCCAAAACAUGGGAAGCUGAAGAGCGAGAAACCGUCACUAUUAGGUGUAAUGUUACGUCCAAUCCUCCUCCGAUAUCUAUUGAGUGGUUUAAAGAAGGAACGCCAGAUUUUCGGUAUGCUGGAGAUAUUCUUCAACUGCGAGAAGUCAAAGCGGAGCAUGCUGGAACCUACAUUUGCCGGGCUGUUAACAUGAUCAAACCCUACGGAGGGAAAAUGGUUGAACGUAUCGGAAACUCUACGGUGGCUCUUCUUGUCCGUCAUCGACCUGGACAGGCCUACAUCAAUCCUAAUAAACCGGUUGUCCACGUAGGCAGUGGUGUCACACUAACAUGUUCCGCAAAUCCGCCAGGCUGGCCCGUUCCACAGUUCCGGUGGUUCAAGGACGCGAUCGGAGAAGUAUCAUCCAAUACGAUUUUAGCUCAAGGCCCUCAAUAUGUUAUUCCAAGAGCACAUCUAGGCAGUGAAGGCAGUUAUCAUUGUCAUGCAGUGAACGAACUUGGUCACGGUCCUAUGGCUACCAUAAAACUAGAAGUUCAUCAACCUCCUCAAUUCGUAGGAAAAAUGCAACAACACAUGACUAAACGGGUUGGUGAUAGUGACUUCUCCGUCAGCUGUCACGCGAAAGGCAAACCGCGUCCCGUUGUCCGGUGGUUGAAGGACGGACGCGAUAUCACAACCGAUGCAAACAUGUACCGUCUCAGCACCAGUAACAAUGAUGGCCCAAGUGGUAUUGUCACCGUCCAGAGUAUGCUCGUGUUCCAGGGUAAAGCAAGACCCCACAAAACACAACUUCUUCCCAGUGAUCGAGGAAUGUACACAUGUCUUUUCGAGAAUGAAGUCAGUGUUGCCAAUGCCACAAUGCAUCUUCGAAUAGAACAUGGUCCCAUAGUCCUGCACCAGUACAACAAAGUAGCCUAUGAAAUAAAGGAAAAUGCCGAAGUAAUAUGUCGGGUUCAAGCCUACCCAAAACCAGAAUUCCAGUGGCACUUUGGAACUAAUACUGCGGCACUAUCAAUGUCUUCGGACGGUCACUAUGAAAUUAACACAACCACCGAUAACAAUGACAUCUACACAAGCGUUCUUCGGAUAAACAACCUCAAACACCUAGAUUACGGAGACUACACUUGCCGCGUUGGCAAUUCAAUCGAAACCAUCCGAACUCCAAUACGACUCCAACCUAAAGGAGCUCCAGAAAAGCCCACCAAUUUACACGCUGCCGACGUUGGCUCCAACUACGUCUCAUUAGUCUGGGAUCCCGGCUUUGACGGAGGCAUCAGCAACACCAAAUUCUUCGUUUCAUAUCGCAAGGUCGCCAUUCCGCAUCACGAUCAACUGAACGGCGAUUGUGGCGUCAUUCAACAGGUUUCCUCCGAGUGGAUGGAGUUCGACUGUCAACGGGACGUACCCUGCAGUGUUACCCCGUUAGAUCAACACCAAAGCUACGUAUUCAAAGUGAAAGCGUUCAACGCCAAAGGAAACUCGGAACCUUCAAAUGAAAUCGCCACAACUACCAAAGUUAGCAAAGUACCCAUUCCGCUGCACGUAGGAUUUGAUCCGGAAACUCGACAGCUAGGCGUGAAUAUCGGAGCCACCUGUCUGUCGCUAAUAGCGAUCGUCGAAUCUAUCGGGUAUCACGAUAGUCCCAUCUCGACAUGGCAGGUGGUCCAAUCGAUACCACUAGCGGUAUCCGGCAGUAGACCUACCUUCAAGGAAGAAAUACUGGACAAUAUGAUUUCGGCUCGAAGGAGUAGUGCCCGUUCACUGGGCGACGACGAUCUACCGAUGGCUCUGGAGGAAGAGAUCCCACCACGAGUUCGCGUCAAGCUGUGUCUCAAGUCGAACCACGAACAUUGCGGCGAAUAUGUGGACGCUGAAAUUGGUCCUGCCUAUAUCCAUGAUUCCGAGUUCAUGGCUACACCCACGUUGAUAGCGAUUGUCGUAUCCUGUGUAGUGUUUGCCCUCUUCGUCGGACUUCUGCUUAUGUUCUGUCGCUGCAAACGAAAUCACAGCAAAAAGUCGUCCUCUUCAGCCAAAGACUACGAAAUGGACUCCGUCCGGCCAUCGAUAGUGGCCCAGCAGAGUCAGGCGCCACCACCUUACUACCCAACGACGGGGCUGGACAACAAAGCUCUGGAACACUCGAUGGAUCUGGCUCUGGCCAUGGAAGAUCAGAAAAGCACGGUCUAUGCGACUCAAAAUGGCUACGGAUAUCACACGGGGACAAGUAUCCAGCCGAAUCACACCAUGGUCGGUCAGGAAUGGGUCACGAUGGGAUACGCGGAAAACAGCUACAGCAACUCAAACAACGGCGGAAGCGUCAACUCGCAGGAUUCGAUCUGGCAGCUGAAAAUGUCGGCAGCCCAGGCAGCAGCAGCAGCGGCCGCCUCCAGCAACGGAACCCUCCUUUCGACGACCCAGCUGUACGCCGAACGGUCCCCAGUGACGGCAACGGCCACUUCCAGCUACGGUUACGAUCCCCUGUCCCCCCACCAAGGCACGGCCGUGUACGGAACGGCUGAAGAUUACGGCGGAUAUCCGCAUCUGACGACGUCCACACCGAGCCAACAACAUCAUCAGCAGCACCAGCAACAGCAGCAGCAUCAUCACAUGGGCCUGGGACUGGCCACGGUCGAUGAGGACGAGUACCAGCACGCCCUGCGGCAAAGUCAAAAUCCCUCCCGGACGGAUUACUGUGGCGAUUCGUACGCCUCUGUACAUAAGCCCAAAAAACGAUUAGAUCAUAUAGACUCCUCAUCAUAUCACGACGUAAGUGGACUGCCAGACCCCUACCUAGAAAGCCAUCUACACCACCACCUUCAGCAACAACAACAGCAGCAGCAGCACCAGCUGGACCAAGAGGACAGCCAAUCGUUAUUGCACCAACAACAACAGCAGCAGCAGACGGCCCAAGCACAGCAGCAACAGAUGUCACUACAAAACACCUUCGAUGAAAACAUGGAGAGCGGCUACUCGACGCCCAACUCGCGAAAUCGACGCGUCAUACGAGAGAUCAUUGUCUGAGAUCAGCCUAGGGUACGUUUCGCUGCUGAUAACAGCAACAGCGGAACGUGCCUGUGAAUCGAUCCUACCUAACUAAGUGAGUGUGUGUCAUCAAACUGCCCCACGGCCUAGGAAGGGGGAUUAAAUACUUCGGAGAAGAGAUAACAGUUUCCCCUGCUUCCGAAAGGGCAGUGUGCUGGGAGAGUUCCUCUUAGGUGAAUAUCUUAGUACGUACUACUAACUAGGCGAUAGGAGAGAGGUAACUACUAGGAACUACCAAAUACCGCCUGAAUCAAUACAGAACUGUUGGUUGCUACAACUGGCGUAAUCGAGGGGGAAACAAAACUUUGGAUGAAGGAACGUUUGGUCUGAGAAACACUUUUAGCGAAUCUGUGCCUUAAGUCAUUACGUAUAUCCUUUCAACCUAAAAAAACUGAAGUUCAACCAUGAAUAUGUUUAAAACAACUAUUGUAAAAAUAUUGUCCAAAAAAUGUUUCACCGUCCCUCCGUUUUUUUUUCGAACGUUUGAUGUCUUAACGAACGUAUUGGAGCAUGUUUCCUGUUCUCCGUGAAGAAAGGUGCCAACAUGCAUCCCCAGCACUAGUGGCUCUCAGAUUUUUUAAUUACUAAAAGUGCAACCCCUUCUUCUGAGGAUCAAUUGAAAACGUGAUACAUCUGUUCACAGGGAAAAAAAAAACUUGUAACACGAGCACAAUCAAUUGAAAAGCGCUACAAUGGUCAGCAUGAUUAAUGUUUCAAAUUAACUCAGAAAAUAUUUUCCACUCUUAAUCUGUUUUAUCUACUUUCGCCCAGGUGUGAACUUAUUAAAAAUUUAUGGUUGAUUCAUCCUCCAGCUGGAAACAAAUUUAAUGAAAAAAAAAAUAGCAACACCAACAUGUACGCCAGCCAGCACACUUCACUUGUGCGCAAAAAAAAGGGGUACAUAUUAACAAAAAGUAAAUUUUCCCGGCAAACCAGAGCCAGUCGUUGCUUGGUGGAAAAACAAAUAACAACAUCGUGAUUUUCGAAUUUAAAUGCACCUCUCAUAGUUUACCGAUAUUUGAGAACAAGGGAUGAUAGGUGGAUGUUGGUGGAACAGAUCCAAAAGUGAUUUCGAUCCGUGGACGUGGACCAAACGGAUUCGGUGCGUCCAAAGCUUUUUUUUUCACUUCCCCGUGAGGACGGCAACAACACAAACCAGGCGAAAACGCAUCGUUUGGAUGCGUUUUUAAUACCUACACAUAUACACGUUUAAUUAAAUUGUAUGAUUAUUAUGAUUAUAUAAAAUACGUGCCCUUAAACGAGUUGAAAAAAUAUCGAAACAUAUUCGAUUGCGGAAAAAGAAAUGUGAAUGUAUGAGCUGGCAUUUUUGCGAUAAAAGAAAAACAUCAUCAUGGAUGCGUACGCGAGAUCGGCGAAUCGGUAUGAAAAAUAUUUUAUACAUAAUUAACGGUAUUAUGGAUGACAAUUGCACAAAGGAAAAUUGAGAAACCACAAACACAAAAAAGGACGUUCACUACAAUUCACAACCACAGAAACGGAACUGGAUAUGCCAGAAGAAGAAAAAUGACGAAAGCUCUCAUUCACAUUUUUAAACACUUACUUACACACAAACACACUCAAGAAAAAAAAUGAAAACAAACAAAAAUAGAACACGUAAAAUAGGUAUAUCAAUUUUCGAGACGGUACGAUUUAACAUUUUUACACGUCGUCGCUAAUCUAGGUCAAAGAGGUCUCAACCCGAGAGAAUUAUUUUAAACUAAAACUAAAGCUGUCUGUGUAUAAAAUCAAACUUAAGAGAAAUUAAAUCGAAUUUACGUGGCGCUCGACCGAGGACAGCGCGCUCAUCAGACGGAAAAAUGUAAACAAAUAGUAAGAGAGAAGAGAAAUCCAUUAGUCAUGUUUAUCUCGAAAAAAAAAAAAUAUUUAAUUCCAGUGUAAGUAAUGCAAAUUGUGCAAAACUGUUUAUAACUUUAAACUGAACAAAGAUAAACAAAAAAAUUGUACUAAAAGAAAAAAAACGAAAUAAAUCAGAAGCAUCGCUGUUUCUCUGUAUAUGUAAAUCGUCGUGUGUGUGAUAAAAACUAAUGAACAAAACAAUGCUAUCAAAACAAGAAAAAAAAACAAACGAAAAUUGUAAAAUUUAGCCCGCUAAACUGGGAGCACUGCGUGCUGCCACCUGUUUUCAUUCUAUGCGAUACUCGUUCGCUAUUUACAUCGAACCCACGUGCACUAAAGAAAAUCAUCCAACAUCCCAUAAGUAUAGAAACACAAAGACAGAAACUACAUGACAAAAUGUAUAUCCCUAAUUUUUGGAUUAAGUUCUAACCUUUUGUUCGGACUCAGUCGAUUAGUAGGUACUUAAGACCCGUAAAUCUAUCCCCAAAUUCAAAGAUUUGAACUGAUAGAGAUUCAUAAUCCCGCCGCCAUGACACCUUCGAUUAAUACAACGGAAAUGAAACUUUUUUUUGUUUAACCAGCAUCAGUGGAAACCAACUUUAAUCUAUUCUAUAACUGUUCUCGCUUAGUUCACAAUGUAUCGAAAUUGUAGCCAAAUUCAGGUAUUUGUGUUUUGUAUGUGUAAAGUGAUAUUUGUAUUACUUUGUAACUAUUAUCCUGUUUAUUUUGUGUCAUUAUGUAUAUCGCAUUCAUAUGUAAACGUUGUUGAUGUUUAGUUGGUAAGUUUUAUUCCGUUUUGCGUACAUACUCAAUUUUCAGUAGCGUUAUAGGAUUUUAAAAUGACUUGUUACAAAACCGGAAAGUAUUUGCCAUUUUUUAAGUUACUCAAACAUCCUUUGCUAAGACAUGGUAAUUGCCAAAUUACACGGAUGUAGAUAUUGGAAAACACUGAAAUUCUGAAUUCAUGGAUUUACAGUGUAAUUAUCGCUGUUUAAAGUAAAAAUUCGGUUUCGUUUAUAAAAUAUAAAUUAGAACUACAACUAAAAUUUAGUAUCAUAAAAAAAUCCUAAUCCAGAAACAUAAUUUAGAAUCGGAAUUCAAAAACGGAAUUCAGAAUCGGAAUUCAGAAACGGAAUUCAGAAUCGGAAUUCAGAAACGGAAUUCAGAAUCAAAAAUCGGAAAAGGAAUUCAGAAUCGGAUUUCAGAAACGGAAUUUUGAAACAGAAUUCAGAAUCGGUAUUCAGAAACGGAGUUCAGAAUCGUAAUUCAGAAAUAGAAUUCAGGAUCGGAAUUCAGAUACAGAAUUCAGAAUCAGAAUCAGAGUUCCGAGUCAGAAUUCAAAAUCAGAUUUCAGAAUCAGAAUUUUUCAGAACUGGUAGUCAGAAUUCUUAUUCUGAGUGCAGAAUCGGAAUCAGAAUUGGAAAAUAAGUCAGGAUCGGAAUCAAAAUCAGAUUAGAACUUAAAAUCAUAACUUAAGAAACAGAACAAGUAUUUUUAAAUUUCCGAAUCAGAAGUAUCCAGAUACAGAAAACACGGAAUUCAAAUUAGGAAAAAAUAUUAUUGAAUUGAACGAAAAAUUUCAAAAUUCUGUUGAAGUUUUUCUGAUCGAUCUAUCUAUCCUCAAACUGAUUGGUACUUAACCCUUUUACCAAUGAUUAUUCAAUGUAAUUUGUUAAAACUCAAACUUUCAAAAAUAAAAUUUUCAAAUGAAAAUGCCAAGCGUUUUGAGAAAAAAAAUUAUUGAAAUUUUGUGAUCAAAACAGAUUAACUUAAUUAAAAAAAUAUUUUCGAUUGACGAAAAUGUCUCUUCAAUAAGGAAAGUGUUUCUUAUAUUUUGUUCAUCCGUGUAAUUGAAGCGUCCAUUCUCUAACGCAAACGUUACCCAAGUUUCAAACGAGACUUCUGGGUAGGUAGGUGUAUUGGGAAGCGUUAGCAGUUUCCAUGCGUUUGCUCUCACACCCAGCUUUUAGUUACUCACUCAAUCUUCAAAUCUCUCUCUCCUCAAGCAUGCAAAUUCGAGCCUACUAGGUGGGCGAACAACGAACGGUUGAAAAAUUCGACUAUGCAACGCGACAUCCACCACGUGCUUCCUAACACUUGUUUCGUUAGAAUAUGAUAGGUAUGGUGCAAUUGCAAAAAGAGAAACUCGAAAGCCGAAACGAAUCUUUGUGCUCAGAUUGUGAAUGUACAGUUCAUAUGCUUUAGUGUGUUGGCCGCGCACAACGCGUACUGAUAAUAUUAGAGUUAACCUGAAUUUUCUUAAAAUGAUUUUAGUUUAUUGUUUUACUGAUCUCGCACAAAAGCUAAAUAAAUUGAGAAUAUUUAUAUGCAUUUUAGAACCGUUGUUAACUGUAAUGCACUUCUUAAUGGGUCGCGGAUCAACUGUAUACCGCGGUGCAAUUUAUCUCCGAUUCUUCCAUCGAAAGCUUCUAGGCUAUGUACUUCUAUUGAACCUGUAGAAAAUUCUUCGUCCCAACGGAGAGGAAGAAAAAAACCACCCUUCAGAGAAGUUUUUAGAUAGGCGCCAUCCUUAAAUCAUUUUUAUGUCGAGCCUCGAGAAAACCUUGGAAAAAAAACCGUAAAAAAUAUAUGAAAAAACAGGCUUCGGCAAUAAAAAAAAUGAACGACAGAUGAAAACAAACAUUAAACCAGAAAAUCUGUGCAGUUAGCUUGUAAGCAUCACCUUUAUGUACUAUACUAGAGAUAACUGAGAUUAAAAGAAACACAACAGUUUUAGGUACUCUGAAUUAGCACGGUAAGGAUUCGUUAAUUUUGCUCGCCGAUAGGAAAUCACUCUUAAUUGAAUCAAAGAAGAAAAACACACAAAACAAAAAAAAGAGGGUUUCCCUUUUAUCAAAAAUCCACCUGUAAAUAUAUAUGAUAAGUUUUAGAGCAGAGCAAAAUGCUACUUGUGAAAUAUUUUAAACGAAGAACAGAUAGAUGAGGAUGAGCAAACAUUCCUCGCAGCAGCAGAUUCACUUAGAAGCAGAACAUUUGAACAUUCAAACCAUCUCAACUUCGACGUCAGCCAGGUGCAAAGGAAGAAAAAGUUUUCCGAAUACGAGAGAGAAAAGCACGGUCAAUGAAGAAUAAAAAAGCGCGAAACUUUGGCAUGUUUAAUCAUGCAGCAACGAUAAAAGAAAAUAUCAUUAAAAAUAUUCUUUCGACGCUCCAACCCUCCAUAAGGCUGAGUGAAAUUUUCCCCUAAGCAAGCAAAAGUGAGACUUUGCCUUAUACCUACUCUUGGCUGGCACUAUCAAUUUCGCUAAGUUGUUCUCACAGGCUGUGCUUUUCCUCGCUCGGCAUCCGGAAGUAUUAAUGGUUUUAUCUACUAGUUUUACUAACAAGAUAGGUACAGUGUACUUGGCCAGGCCAGAAGGAAACUUUCCACCAGAUUAAAAGUAACAGGCAUUCGGACACAAACAGAAACACACAUUUAUCCAUAAAACUGUACGGGGAAAUCUGUUGAAAGUUUAAACAAAAACUCUAGAUACAAGAUGAAACUCUGUAAGCGAGGGAGUGUGAAAAAAGAACUAUGCGAAAUAAAAAGAUCAACUUUUUUAAUGUAAAUAAUAAAGAAAAUGAAAAGUAACUUGCUUUAA